CGUGUUCUGACCCUGCGGUAUGAGAAACAUGUAAGACGUAGUUAACGUAGAGUGUGUCCAAUCGCGGAUAAAAUACGACUCACAAUAAAGGAAAAAUAUGGAGAAUUACAUGAUCUGAAAAAAUGACAGUUAGACAGGUCCUCUGCUCCCACACUCCUGUGCGGGUCUAUUUCUUCUUGACAACAUGGGGAACAUGGCAACAGAGAUUGUGGCCUUCGUCCUCACCAUCUCAGGCUGGAUCUUGGUGUCAUCCACCCUUCCUACGGACUACUGGAAGGUGUCCUCAGUGGAUGGGACAGUCAUCACCACAGCCACAUUCUGGUCCAACCUCUGGAAAACAUGCGUGACUGACUCAACAGGAGUGUCAAACUGCAAGGACUUUCCCUCAAUGUUGGCCCUGGAUGCCUACAUUCAGGUGUGUCGUGGACUCAUGAUCGCAGCCGUGUGUCUGGGAUUUUUCGGAGCCGUCCUGGCGUUAAUAGGAAUGAAGUGCACCAAAGUGGGCGGCUCACAGACCGCCAAAGCCCGUCUGGCCUCCCUCGCAGGUUUCCACUUCAUUCUCAGCGGCCUCUGCUGCAUGACGGCUUGCUCCAUCUAUGCUCACAGGAUCACAACCGACUUCUUUGACCCCUUUUUUGUCGCUCAGAAGUUUGAGCUGGGAGCAGCUCUUUUCAUUGGCUGGGCUGGAUCUGUGCUGUGUAUCUUGGGAGGGCUCACCUUCUGCUUCUCUCUCUCCGAGGGCUGCGGCGCCAGAAGUGAGUUUUCCUACAACGGGACCAGGUCAUUCGUGACGACCCACAACAGCCACAGCAAGGCUGCCAACAGCCUCAGCAGAGAGGCUCCACAACCACCCAGGCAGUUUGGACGAAAUGCCUAUGUGUAAGGGCAAAGGACAUUUGAAAUCAAAAGGGAAUUUAGUUGUUGGUAUCCACUGUAUUCAACGUGAUUAA
Molecule: messenger RNA, 950 nt
Organism: Synchiropus splendidus (mandarinfish)
Lineage: Eukaryota; Metazoa; Chordata; Actinopteri; Syngnathiformes; Callionymidae
Gene: cldn10a
Product: claudin 10a
Exons: 6
Coding region: 185-883 (232 amino acids)
Biological process (GO): cell adhesion; bicellular tight junction assembly
Cellular component (GO): bicellular tight junction; plasma membrane
Molecular function (GO): structural molecule activity
Source: RefSeq, a predicted model, not a curated record